AUGAGGACAUACGCACUGUUAAAUACAUUACUUAUAGUUAUUGCAAGAAGUCCUUUUAUAAUCGGAAAUCCCUUAAAUUAUGGCUGGGAAGACGAGUUUUUAAAAACAACAGAAGAUCGGAUUAAAGAACAUGGAUAUCCAGGCGAAACACAUAGAGUCGAAACUAUCGACAACUAUGUAAUAACAAUGUUUCGCAUACCCUAUUCACAUAAGCUAAACAACCAAAAUGAGAAACGCCCAACAGUUCUUCUACAACAUGGUCUUUUAAGUUGUUCAGAUGGUUGGAUAUUAAGUGGACCUAAUGACGCACUUGCAUUUCUUUUAGCUGAUGCAGGUUAUGAUGUAUGGAUGGGCAAUGCUCGUGGAAAUCGUUAUUCACGUAAUAAUACCCGUUUAUCAACAUUACAUCCAUACUUCUGGCGUUUUAGUUGGCAUGAAAUUGGUAUUAAUGACAUAUCUGCGAUGAUUGAUCAUAUUCUUCAGACUACUGGAGAGACAGCAACGCAUUAUGUUGGACACUCACAAGGUACCACUGUUUACUUUGUGCUAAUGUCAUCUCGUCCGGAAUAUAAUGAAAAAAUCAAAACUGCACACUUAUUGGCACCUGUGGUUUUUAUGGGUAACAUGAAAACAGUGCUAGCUAAAUAUACGAGAAGAUUUAUUGGUCGUCCAAAUCAGUUGACAAGAAUGUUUGACACAAUGGAAAUAUUGCCUAGUACAUUGUUCUUUAAAAAUAUAUAUGAUAUCUAUUGUAUGAAGGAUCCAAAAUUGGCGUAUAUGUGCAAAAAUUUAUUUACUUUAUAUAAUGGCGAAUUGGGCAGGGAUAGCAAUAUGAAUAUGACAGUGAGUGAUCGUAUGAAUGAGACCCAUCCAGCAGGAGCAUCUUCAACGCAAGUCUUGCACUAUAUGCAGGAAUAUGAAUCAGGACGUUUUUGUCAAUUGGAUUUCGGACAGAAGGAGAAUUUAAAGAAAUAUGGUCAAAGUACACCACCAGAUUACAAUUUAGCUAAUAUUGAUCCAGAUGGAUUACAUUUCUACUACUCUGAUGAAGACCAGUUGGCUUCGGAAAUAGACGUUGAAUAUUUAGCUGCACAAUUAAGUAAAGAACCAAAUAUGUUUCAUGUACCAGAUCCAACUUUUACUCACAGUGAUUUUGUGUGGUCUAAUCAUGUUAAGGAGAUGAUUAACGAUCGUAUAAUUAACGCUUGUAAUUUAUAUGAACAAUCAUAACUUCAAGCAUUUCGGAUACAUACAUAUAUCAGGAGUGCGUAAAUAUUUCUAAUUAUUAUUUUAUCAAUUUCGGUUAUUUUUAGUGUAGGAAUUCGUUCACAUAAAUAUAAUUUAUUCUUAU
Messenger RNA from Teleopsis dalmanni, 1351 nucleotides. RefSeq names its product lipase 3-like. Lineage: Eukaryota; Metazoa; Arthropoda; Insecta; Diptera; Diopsidae. The record is from RefSeq and is a predicted model, not a curated record. The transcript is spliced from 3 exons. Gene Ontology annotation, biological process: lipid metabolic process. Gene Ontology annotation, molecular function: hydrolase activity, acting on ester bonds. The coding region runs from base 1 to 1230 and encodes 409 amino acids.